Messenger RNA from Linum trigynum, 5974 nucleotides. NCBI's taxonomy places the organism in Eukaryota, Viridiplantae, Streptophyta, Magnoliopsida, Malpighiales, Linaceae. The record is from the annotation of a GenBank genome assembly.
AAAGGUUGUAAAUACACUCAUUGCCUAUUAGAUUUUGAAACUUGUUUUUCAUCUAUUAAAAUGGUGGGGAAGGGUAGCUCGUAAACAGAUUGCGGUUAAUUGGUAGGUAAAAUUCAUAUUAUUUGUGAAAAUGAGAAUAUGUAUAUUUUUAGUACAACAAAUAAUCUGUUGUAGUCUAAAUGAGAAUAUGUUUAUUGAUAACAAUAGUGCAACAGAUUCAUAUGACAUAAACUACCCCUAACUUUUUUUCUCACAAUCAAACUACUACCCAAAGAUCAAUAAUCGUUUUCGCAAAUUUUAGGGGUGUCCAAGCAGGGAUUCACCCCUGAUUAAUAUGUCACAAAUAUAUAGAAAAAAUUUAUAAUGCCCGAUACAAUGUAGUGACAUGGUCUAUUCGCAAUAUAUUAUAUGGUACUAUACCUGUAUAAUAUCGCUUGAAGUCUUGAACCUCUGAUAUACCACUAAAUGUCAUUUCAAUGACUUGGUUUGUACAAUCUCAUAUAACAUUUCAUAAACCAAAGGUCCCCGUUAGAGGUCAUUUAUGUAAUGUGAAUUUCGUUGGGAACAAGAUAGUACGCGGAUAAUAUGAAUCAAACACUUUGUCAGUCACCGAUGAUAGAUAGAUAGAUAGCUACGUUAUCAACAAGAGAAUAUAGUAAAAAUUGGAAAUUUAGAUUGUGAGUUGUAAAAUAAUUAAAGAAAUGCAAAACUAUUACCUCUAAUUUUUAGAAGGAACUUAAUUAAAAAAAUAGUGAUGUCAUAAAUGUUUGACUUGCAAGAAGAACCUCUCUCUUCCUCACUCUAUAUAUUAUUUCUCAACUCAUAAGAGUGAGAAAUCUAUUUGAUUUAGGACUAGAGAUUUGAUUUAGGCCGCCAAACUAUUUUCACAUCAUAGUCCAUGAAAUAGUUUGCUUUCGACAAUCAUAAUCUUCUCCCAAUUCACCAUUGCUAAGGCCUAGAACAAGGUUCUUUUUUCUAUCUUCCUUUCAUGUUACUUGAUUUUCUUUGCUCAUUUUCCAAUCUUUGUUAAAAAUCGAGGUAUUAGAUUCUAGGUUUGUCUUAGCCGCUUCUCCAUAAUAUUGUGGUAAAUUUUAUAUGAUUUAGCUUGACUUGAUUUAAAUACUCGUUAACUAUCUCACCUAUGCGGCCAAGAUGAUGAGGGCAGUGGUAGGGCGAUUGGGGAGGCUAUUUUCUCUACUCAACUCACGAAAUCAUGUAAAAUAACAUGUAAAUUUUAAUAAAUUGGAAAAAUAUAGUAGUUAAUAAGGCGUUAGCCCCCCCUCCCCCCUCCUCUCCGCUAGUUCGAAUUCUAUGUGCGUUAAGUUUUAAACACCCCUCGAAUUUCUGGCUCCGCCACUAAAUAAGGGAUACACUAGUUAAUUUAGUUUUGAAAUAUGUACUCUCGAUGGAAAUUACCGACCCAUAUACAAGGGAUGCACUAGUUAAUUCAUUUAACAUCAUGUGAGGCUUGUUAGAGACUAGUUCUAAAUAUAACACUAGUGAAAUAUACGGUUUCGAUUUGGUUCAAUCUUUGUUACAGAAUCAGGAAACAGUUUUAAAUAUGAAAAUUCAAAUUUAAAGAGAAUUUUAUUCAGUUCGGUCGGCUCAGUGUGAAUAGAUUCAUUGCACACCCAUACGUGAUAAUGCCAAUGUGGCCAAUUUCAAAAUCAUCAUAAUCAGACAUGUCUUUAUGUAUCAGCGACAUAAGGAUAACAAUUACAUUAACUCGUACGAUAUAAUGAAAAUAGGCAACUAAAGGACGCGCCAUAAAAUCAUUAAAGAAAUAGCAAAAUAAUUAGCCUCAAUUUUGGCAGAAACGCAUUUUUUUGUGGCUUAAAAAAGAAAAAGAGACGUUAUAAAUAUUUGAUUAUCAGGAAAAAAGGAAUAUUUUUUUUCUUCCAUCUCUUUCUUCCUCCUCCUCCCUCCUUCCUUGUCAUGUUGGCUCGUCUUUAUAUAAUUCUGCGCUACUAUCAAGAAUCAAAAACUUAUUUCAACUAGCGAAAUACUUUUUCGAGUGCUCUGCUUUCACCUCAGUUUAACAUUCAUUGCCUCCAAGGAGAGAUACCUAGUCCAAGUCGAGAACUUGCUUCUAGAUCUCAAUUCUUGUAACUCUGACCCUUUACUUUCGACACUCUAAAUUCCCUUUCCGACUCCACCACUCCCGAAGCCCACAAAAGAGGUUCUUUUUCUAAACUCUCUCUUCUUAUCCGUUAAUGUAUGUUCAUUUGGCGGCGCUUUUCUUAAACCAUUUUGGUGUGGAUUUGGUGGCAAAUUUUGACUUAAUCCACUUCCCCAUUUCGUUAGAUUGUAAAACUGUUGCAAAUCGUCCGUAAUAGAUUUGUCUAAUUACAUGUCUAAUACUCUUUAACUAUCUCAUUCCGUUGCAUUUGAACUCUGAUAUGAACAUGUUGGUUUUUACGACAAUACGAUGGAUAAAAGGAGGCGUAAAGAUCAAUGUUGGCUAGUUUCCAGUUGGGGGAAAACCUAACCAUACAUAACAAGCCACAAGAUUGGGCUUUUCUUAGGUCCACCACUUGAAGUUCAGCCCAUGACCCAAUUAAUUUUUGGUGGGGCCUAGUCUGUGGAUGAGUUGGACAUUUUUAUCCGAAUUUUGAUCCUAUAAAUUGAGCUAAGUUUUAUUACACUCUAAAUGACCAUGUUAGAUAAGCUCAAUUUAGUAGUACUCAAUAAUUAUUCGAUACACUAAAUUAUGUGGAUAAUGACAAUUAGAUAAGGAUAAUGCUUUCACAACUGAGACUUUUCCUAGCAUCUAUGAUUAUGCACUUCAUACAUCUCUUUUUCUAUAUCAUUUUCUCGUCGUCUGACUAUCUAUCAGACGAUAUCAGUAUAAACUAUUUAUAUGUCGUGUGGAUUGUCGAGAACUUUCAAAUUCUAUUAAACUAUGUGGAGAUCUGAUUUUCUUAACAGGUUUGAUUUCUAACUCUUUUAUAUCAUUCUGAUUUCAUUUAUCGCUUUUUCUUAUCAAGUAUUGAAUUAGUUUUUCUUUGAGAAUAAUUACUUGUCUAGAUGAAUCAUCCCAACUUUACACCCAUACUUAUGGAUUCAACCCGCCAACCAAUACUUAAAAUGUGAAUUUACAGCCAUAUUUUUAUUCAUUUUCUUGAAAGUUCGCCCACAAUUACCGUACCGCCAACUGUCAAAACAAAAAAAAAGAUAAAAAUCAUUUUCACCAGCAAAAACACAGAGGGUAUAAAGCAAACACAGACGCCUUACAUGGCAGCCAAGCACGCUUCCCCAGCGCGGCUCCCCGGCCGCUCUCCUCCGCCAGCGUGGCACCGUCCGUUUCCAGAAAUCCACAAUCACUUUCUGCACCUCUAUAUAUUGAAUAGAAUCUGUUCUUGUUUGUUUUGCUCGUCGCCAUUUUCAUCAUUGUUCCUCUGUUUUCUCUGCAUGCGCACAGCUUAGUUCAGAUUUUCUUCACGCGUUCGUUCUCAGCUCGAGCGUCUUCCGUUUUUUCCUGAUGAACUAAUCGAUUUAGGAUUGAGAUUGCAGAGAGUGAGAGAAGAAGGAUUUGCGACGAUUCGGAGGAGGUAACGAGAAGCGCGGAGGCGAUCGAUGGCAGAGAAUUGGUGGGAUGCACAGAAGAUGUUCGAUAUGUACUUGCUGGAUUACAUGGUGAAACGAAAUAUGCACGAGACCGCAGCGCAUUUCAGAGCCGAAAGCAACGUUCCACAAGCGGAAGUCGUUAUUGAUACGAAGGAGGGGUUUUUGCUCGAAUGGUGGACAAUGUUACAUGAUAUGAUGUCCUCUAGGGAGCGUAUGAGUAGAGAGGCCCCGCCACCGCCAAUGUUCAAUCUAGCGACCCAUCAGCCAAUGACACAAGAAGAAGUGCGGAGAUUGCGGCUAGCUCAGACAGCAUUCGCUAUGAAUCAACAGAUGCUGCGGCCACCCAUGACGAUGCAGUUACCUAGUGGUGGUGGAACCAGCUUAAUCAGUGGUAUGCCUGCUGCAGCAGGGCAAAUGCCAAUUAGGACUGGUUACCCUCUGGAGUAUGGAAAGAUGUUCAAUGAACAUCGACAGUUUAAUAAUUCCAUGCGGCCUCCUGUUGGAAACAUGCUCUCCUAUCAUCCACAAAGUGCUGAUAUCCAGCCUCAACUGAAUCUGCCCACAUUACAGGCUACUGCUGCUGCACCCAGCUCAGCUUCUCAGAGCAACCUGCAGAAAGGACCAGUUCAGAACCCGAUUCUGCGUCAAUCAAUUGCAAACAAUGGGCAAGGGAUAAAAACUGGCAGCAGUAGUAACACGGUGGACAAUGGCAGUAAUGGAGAAGCAUCUUUUGGUAGAGGUGGCCCUGAAUUUGUAGCUUCUUCUGAUGAAGGGACGAUUCCAAUGCCGCCAGAAGGAUGGUUGAUGAACUUUCUGAUGGACGCCCAAAAGUUUCAGCCUGGUUUCCUUUCAGAUAAGGGGCAGCAAGAUCAACAGAAGUCACCUGGUCAACGUCCACCACUUGCAGAAGGAACUAUUGCUACUAGGCCCGGGAACUCUGCGGACACCAACAUGAGAGAUUCGAAGGACUCCAAUUUAGAAGGGAAUGAAACGAUGACUGAGAAAAACGGAGAAGCUGAGAAACCAGAUCAAGAUGAUGAGAUAAUGCAGCAAGCAACAGAGAUGGAGGAUCCUGGGGAACCAGAUGUUAAAAGACCUGAAUAUCAUUUCAUCCAAUCCUUCUUGUUUGCUGAUGGUGAUGAAGAAAGUAUUCGAUUGAUUGAAGGCCGCGAUGAAGCGCAAUAUCCUCAAGCAACCUACCAAGCAAUACAAUCAGUUAACAGGCUGAACAUGGGCAAAAACAAGAUGCUGUGUUGCCAUUUCUCAUCGAACGGGAAGCUGUUAGUCACCUCUGGACACGAGAAGAAGGUCUGGAUUUGGAACACAGAAAAUUAUCGUUACACCAGGAAUUCAGGUGGGCAUUCAAACCUCGUCACAGACAUUCGUUUCCAGCCAAGUACGACUGUGUUUGCCACAUCAUCCUUCGAUAAGACUGUCCAAAUAUGGGAUGCAGAAAAACCAAGUAGGUCACUCUUCAAGCUCAAAGGGCAUAGCGAGCAGGUACUUUCACUAGAUUUCCACCCAAGACAAAUCGAUCGUCUUUGUUCAAGUGACCGCAAUGGCGAGAUCCGAUUGUGGAAUGUGAACCAGGAUUGUCUUCUAAAAGUCUCCAAGGGAGCUACUGCUCAGGUCAGAUUCCAGCCCCAAUCAGGAAAGUUACUAGCCCUCGCUUCUGGAAAUACUGUCUCCAUAGUUGACUCCGAGACGUACGCUGUCCAAUUCACCUUGAAGGACCAUGUGAACGACGUUCGUUCCAUCUGCUGGGAUUCCACCGGAAAGUACAUUGCUUCUGUGAGUGAAGAGAGCGCCCGAAUUUGGUCGCUGGCCGCCGGCGGGAAGUGCAUACACAAGCUGAUGUCUCAUGGUAGAAACUUCCACUCCUGCACGUUUCAUCCUCACCUCUCGCAAGCCCUGUUGGUUGGUGGUUACAAGAACCUUGUGUUCUGGAGUGCGAAUCAGAAGUGGUCGACUGAAGCUCACAAAGGGAUCAUCGCUGCAAUGGCGAGUUCUCCUGCGGCUGGAUUGAUAGCAUCUGCAAGCCAUGACGGAUUCGUCAAGCUCUGGAGAUGAGGACUAAUUUUUGAACAAAAUGAUUUUGUCACCUGAACUUGGGAGUUCUUUACAGUUCAUACAGACUACAGAAACAGGCAGUUCUAUAGAGACACAUUUUCUGACCAAUCUAUAGAGUUGUGCAGCAACAGGCAGUCUUUUUCUUUGUUCUGAAUAUUUCUGGAUUCUUGUUGAACAUUUCUCUGUCGGUGUUUCCUAAACUGGGUUACAUCUGAACGAAGCUUACCUUGUUCUGAAUAUUUCUGGAUUCUUGUUGAAUAAUUCACUGUUAAGUGUUAACAGUUUGUCCAGUAUUGGGACUAUUGAGAAAAAAUCAUAAUAUAGAGACGUAUCUGUU